AUGGCGUGGCGUAAUCAAGGUAUCACAGGCUCCAACAACAUCCCUCUUGGAACGCGCCGUCGGUUAGGAGGCGACAGCAAUGGAGAUUCGCAUGAUGGAGGUGCCAUGAAUUCUCCUGCCUAUGGAGAUUCUGGCAAACGAGGGCGAAGUCCUGCCAGAGCUGAACCCGAGUCCGACGGCGCGAAGAGGCGUAGGAAGCGCAAUCGCUGGGGCGAAGCCGGCGAGAACAAAGCAGCUGGCCUCAUGGGCCUCCCUACCAUGAUCCAGGCCAAUAUGACCGCCGAACAGCUCGAAGCCUACACACUACAUCUCCGUAUUGAAGAGAUUAGUCAGAAGCUGCGGAUCAACGACGUCGUCCCUGCAGAUGCAGACAGAUCGCCAUCGCCUCCGCCUCAAUAUGAUAACUUCGGUCGCCGUGUGAACACUCGAGAGUUUCGCUACCGCAAGCGCCUCGAAGAUGAGCGGCACAAGCUGGUAGAAAAGGCCAUGAAAACCAUCCCCAACUAUCAUCCACCAUCUGAUUACAGACGGCCCACCAAGACCCAGGAAAAGGUUUACGUGCCUGUCAACGACUAUCCCGAGAUUAACUUUAUUGGACUGCUUAUUGGACCUCGUGGCAAUACGCUGAAGAAGAUGGAAACCGAGUCUGGAGCCAAAAUUGCCAUUCGAGGCAAAGGCUCCGUCAAAGAAGGAAAAGGACGGUCUGAUGCUGCUCAUACUAGCAACCAGGAAGAGGACCUACACUGCCUCAUCAUGGCCGAUACCGAGGACAAGGUCAAUAAAGCCAAAGCACUGAUCCACAACGUCAUCGAAACUGCGGCUUCCAUUCCAGAGGGUCAAAACGAACUCAAGCGGAACCAGCUUCGUGAGCUCGCGGCGCUGAACGGAACACUCCGUGACGAUGAGAACCAAGCCUGUCAGAAUUGUGGCCAGAUCGGACAUCGAAAGUACGACUGUCCAGAGCAGCGCAAUUUCACUGCCAAUAUCAUCUGCCGAGUUUGUGGCAAUGCUGGCCACAUGGCCAGAGAUUGUCCAGACAGGCAACGUGGUACCGAUGCACGCAACAACAUUCCAGGAGGAUAUGGCGGACCUCAGCGACGGCUUGGUCCUGGCGAUGCGGUGGAUAGAGAAAUGGAGAAUCUCAUGCAAGAACUUUCUGGUAAUCCGUCUGGCAAUGGUCCAGCAGGCCGCAUCGAAGCCGGUCCCGGCAGCUACGACCAGGGAGAUGCCUAUGGCGGGCCUCCCUCUGGCGCCGAUUCACGGCCGUGGGCACGACAGCCCACUGGUGCUGCUGCUCCGUGGCAGCGAGAUCGCCAAGAGCGUGACUACGGUGCCCGAGACAGCGGAGCAUCAGCCCCACCCUGGGCACAGGCUCAUGGUGGCGACAAUCGUACAGGUUAUGGGGCUGCUCCCGGGCAUGAAGCGGCAGCAGCGCCGUGGCAGCAGCAGGCUCCUGCGGUUGGACAGCCGUACGCAUAUGGGGGCUAUCCUGGCUACGACGCCCAGGCAGGCUACGGUGUACCCCCGCCCCCAGCAGCUCCUCCUGGCCUAAGCACCUUCCUCCAGCAGUUCAGUAAUGCUCCGCCUCCACCACCGGACACAAACGCACCCCCUCCGCCGCCUGAUCUACAACCUCCACCACCACCUGGCAUGGGUGAUUACAUCCCCCCGCCGCCACCGUCGGCAUGA
This is a messenger RNA of Capronia coronata CBS 617.96, 1689 nucleotides long. RefSeq names its product branchpoint-bridging protein. The record is from RefSeq and is a predicted model, not a curated record. Gene Ontology annotation, biological process: regulation of mRNA splicing, via spliceosome. Bases 1 to 1689 code for a protein of 562 amino acids. Gene Ontology annotation, molecular function: mRNA binding; zinc ion binding. Lineage: Eukaryota; Fungi; Ascomycota; Eurotiomycetes; Chaetothyriales; Herpotrichiellaceae. The transcript is spliced from 6 exons. Gene Ontology annotation, cellular component: nucleus.